AUGUCAUCGGGAACCUACGCACAACGCGUCAAUAACUUUUCUCAAAAUAAAGUUGCACGCAAGUUACUAGAAACUAUUGAACAGAAAAAGACAAAUUUGUGCGUAGCCGUUGACUUGACGAAGAAACGACAAAUAUUGGAGGUGGUAGAGAAGGUGGGGCCGUAUGUUUGUUUGAUCAAGACUCACAUUGACAUUAUCGAAGACUUUGAUCAAGGAUUCAUCGAUGAACUAUGUAUACUGCAAGCUCGAUUCAAUUUUUUAAUAUUCGAGGACCGAAAAUUUGCUGAUAUUGGGAAUACAGUAAAACUACAAUACUCUUCGGGAAUUUACAAAAUAGCCGAAUGGGCACACAUCACAAAUGCACAUCCAAUACCCGGCGACGGGAUUAUCAAAGGACUAAAAGAGGUUGGCAAACCGCUAGACCGUGGUCUACUGAUCCUUGCCGAGAUGUCGUCGGCCGGCAGUUUGGCCACUGGUUCAUACACGGAUGCAGCGAUAGAAAUGGCACGUAGACAUCGAGAUUUUGUGAUUGGAUUCAUUGCUGGAAGAAAAUUGACUGGUGACAGGUUGGGACAACAGUAUCGUAGUCCUACGGAUGUUAUUUUGAAGUCUGGAAGUGAUGUUAUCAUUGUUGGACGUGGGAUUUAUGGAGAAGGUCGUGAUAUUGUUAAAGAGGCGAAAAGAUAUCAGGAAGAAGGCUGGAACGCAUAUUUAGAGAGGUUAAAAUUGGAAAAGUAA
Messenger RNA from Ambispora leptoticha, 738 nucleotides. Lineage: Eukaryota; Fungi; Glomeromycota; Glomeromycetes; Archaeosporales; Ambisporaceae. The record is from the annotation of a GenBank genome assembly.